Seminavis robusta is the source of this 757-nucleotide messenger RNA. Lineage: Eukaryota; Bacillariophyta; Bacillariophyceae; Naviculales; Naviculaceae. The record is from the annotation of a GenBank genome assembly.
CUCCAUGAUCCUUGAGUACCGGAUGUCCCAAUGCUUUUCAUUCUUGCUGCGCAAGAUCUUUGGAUCCAUUGUUGUGUUCUGCCUUCUUGACUGUCACAUCAUCAAAGAGAGGUUCGACUUGUCCUACAGUUUCUUGAAAGAGCAAGAACCAAGACUCUCUCACCAAUCAAUCAAUCAACAACAUUCAUCCAUCUAUCUACCGUAUCGAUCAUGGGUCCAAGAGCUUGGGUGGAAGAAAAGCCUGCCGAACGGUCGCUCCUACUGGGAGCGGUUGCAGGCAUCGGCUUGUACUGCAUGCCCUACUGGAAGGAAAUUACCAUCAUGAUUGCCAUGUUCAUGCCAGGAGUCUAUUGGGGCUUUGCCGUUAUCUUUGAUGGAACGACCGAAAUUGUACAAGAAAGCAUCGUUAUGAACGUGCUGGCAUACUUUUAUGGAUGCUACUGUCUCCCACGCGUCCAAACCACACCGUUUUACGCUCCCUUGGCGAUUUUUGUGCAUGGCAUUAUUGAUUGGGUACAUCAUUUCCAAUGCUUUCAGUCGUCGGAACAUGUCAAGGCGUGUUGUCAUCACUAUCCCAUUGUAUGUGGGUGUUUUGACUUUGCCUGUGCCGGGACCAUGACGCUGUUGAUUUUAAUGUUUGAAGAAGGUACCAGCUAGCUAGUAGUAGCCAGGAGUGCUAGCUAGUUUGUACGAUGUAAUAUUAAUAGUACAUGUAGUAGUGAUGCAUCAAUACUGUACCAUGUCCCAGCCUGUGGAG